AUGGUGCCUCCCUAUUCACCCCUCCAGCUGGCCGUAGAGAAGGAUGAUCUCUGCAUUCCGCUGAUCGACUUCAGUCCGUUCUAUUCGGGCACCCCAUCCGAUAAACAUGCCCUAGCCCUAUCCAUGACCAACGCCCUCAAGGCUUCGGGCUUCCUCUACCUCAAGUCCCAUGGCAUUCCUCCCAGUGUGGUCUCGCGAGUAUUCGCUGCUUCAGCCCACUUCUUCGCCCGACCCCAGAUGCAGAAGGAUGAGCUGGGCUGGACUACUCCACAGUCGAACCGUGGUUAUGUCGCAGUGGGCCGCGAGCGCCUCGCAGGCCAGAUGGAUCUGAAGGAAACUAUGGAGAUCGGUCUGGAGGGUGUGGUAGGACAUCCCAACCACUGGCCUGACCAUUUUGACGACGAAGGGAGAGACUUUAAAGAACUCAUGCUCUCUUUCUUCGACAUGUGCAAGAACCUACACGUUCAGAUCAUGAGCGCCAUUGCUCUGGGGAUGAGGCUGCCCGUGAACUUCUUUGACGCGUUCAUUGAUCAUGGUGACAACAAUUUGCGCUUAUUACACUACCCGCCUGUUCGCAAGGAUCUCUUUCAUCAAAAUCUAAACCAGGUGCGCGCCGGCGAACAUAGCGACUACGGAUCGAUCACGCUUCUCUUCCAGGAUUGCCACGGUGGACUGCAGGUGCGCAGCCCGAAGGGCACAUUCGUCGAUGUGAUCCCGAUUGCAGACACUAUUAUUGUGAAUGCGGGAGACCUGCUGGCUCGCUGGUCCAAUGACACCAUCCGCAGCACUCGCCACCGAGUUAUUGAGCCCCCUAGGCCUGUGGUGGAAGAACCCUCCACUCCUACUUCCGAAUCAUAUCCCUCGAGAUACAGCAUUGCCUAUUUUUGCAACCCCAACCGAAAUGCACAGAUUGAAGCCCUGCCGGGCACUUUUGGUGAGUAUGUCCAGAGGGACAAGAAGUACGAGGCGAUCACGGCAGGAGAGUAUUUGCUUCAGAGAUUGACUGCGACCAUCUAA
Molecule: messenger RNA, 1017 nt
Organism: Penicillium riverlandense
Lineage: Eukaryota; Fungi; Ascomycota; Eurotiomycetes; Eurotiales; Aspergillaceae
Product: isopenicillin N synthase family dioxygenase
Exons: 2
Coding region: 1-1017 (338 amino acids)
Molecular function (GO): dioxygenase activity
Source: RefSeq, a predicted model, not a curated record